CUUGGCGGAAAUGACGUCAUUGUCAAGGGAAUUAUGUAAACAAAAGGAAAGGAAAGGUCCUACAUCAAAAUGAUUAUCUACGUGGAAAGCAAAGCGUUUCCAUGUAAGACGUUUCUGGCUGUAGUCAAGCCAUCAGACAAGAUUGCCCGAAUCCGAGCACAUCUGUUACAUAUACUAUAUGACAUAGGCCGUGAGGACCUCCAGUUUAAACUACGCUACAAGGGCCAGUACCUGCGAGACGCCUUCUUCAUUGAAGACUAUGAAAUUCCAGAGAAUGCUGUCAUCAAAAUGCUGCCUGUCGCGAAAAGGAAUGAUACGAUGCUGGACAUCCGGUCCAUUGCCAGUACCAUGACGAUUAGUGUGGAUGCUAUAUCAACAUCAGGACAACAGGACGUAAAGGUGGAGCUGUUUAAGGAAAUCAAAGAGUUCAUUAGACGAGAGAAGAUGAUCAUGGCCUUUGAUGUAGGUUGAUCAGACUCACACUGAGUUAA
This is a messenger RNA of Pecten maximus, 491 nucleotides long. RefSeq lists its product as uncharacterized. Bases 70 to 471 code for a protein of 133 amino acids. The transcript has 3 exons. NCBI's taxonomy places the organism in Eukaryota, Metazoa, Mollusca, Bivalvia, Pectinida, Pectinidae. The record is from RefSeq and is a predicted model, not a curated record. Gene Ontology annotation, molecular function: protein binding.